AUGCCCCGUGCCACUGCCGCUGCUACCCGAGCCCGCGCGCGGGUGUGGAGCAGCCGCUCAUCCGCAUCAAGCGAAGAUGAGGACCGGCUGAAUGCUGAGAUCGAAUACGAGUCGAGCGAGCUCUCGGAGCUCGACAAUGAUUCCGACUACACCCCCGAGAGUGAAGAUGAGGGCCGCACGCCCGACAACUACGAGAGCCAUCAUUACCAGGUCCGAGAUCCCGUCUGGGUGAAGCCCAAAGGGUGCCCGGAGUGGUACCGCGGCCGGGUGGUCAAAGUGCAGCCCGUGUCGCGGGAAAGCAGGAAACGGGGGCCGCUGUACCUCGUCGUGUUCCGGCGGCAGUACACGAAUAUGCGGGACUGCUUCGCGCCGCGCGAGGGCACGAUCAGGCCCGACUCGCCUCGUGUCCGCGCCCUCAUCUUCAACUCCGGCUCAUGA
Molecule: messenger RNA, 438 nt
Organism: Epithele typhae
Lineage: Eukaryota; Fungi; Basidiomycota; Agaricomycetes; Polyporales; Epitheliaceae
Exons: 3
Coding region: 1-438 (145 amino acids)
Source: RefSeq, a predicted model, not a curated record